AUGUCUUGGGCACAGCAACGCCAGAGAAUCCGGCAGGCCGUGGAGGCGGGCGUCGCCGCGCGGACCUCUCCGCAGGGCUCGGAGCUGCUGCGCCUCCCCAACGCCCAGCAGCUCCUGCUCGUCCGGCCGGACGGGCAGCCCACCCGCGCCGGGCAGUUCUACUACCAGCUGGUCGGGCGGCGCCCGCCCUCGCGGCGCUUCAACGAGGCGCAGCCGCUCGUGCGCGACGGCCCCAACGACUACAUUUUGCUUCGGGGAGGCGCCAAGAAGCUGGUGCGCAGCCUGCAGCCCGACGGCAACUACCGCGUCACCAAGCUGGGCAAGGCCUUCUUCAAGGACAAGUAA
Molecule: messenger RNA, 345 nt
Organism: Symbiodinium natans
Lineage: Eukaryota; Dinophyceae; Suessiales; Symbiodiniaceae
Source: the annotation of a GenBank genome assembly